Molecule: messenger RNA, 1527 nt
Organism: Ceratosolen solmsi marchali
Lineage: Eukaryota; Metazoa; Arthropoda; Insecta; Hymenoptera; Agaonidae
Gene: Fibp
Product: acidic fibroblast growth factor intracellular-binding protein
Exons: 6
Coding region: 211-1287 (358 amino acids)
Cellular component (GO): nucleus
Source: RefSeq, a predicted model, not a curated record
UCUGCUGUACAUUUUGCAAAUGAGUUUUGAGUACGUUCAAAUCAAUAAAUAAUAUACUUACUGAAAUAAUAAUUUAUUUGAAACGGUAUUCUCUAAAUUCAUGCUCAGGAUUCUCAAAAUUGUGUUAUGGUUACAAUUUAAUAAGUACAAUGCAUUUAAUAAAAGAAAUUUCACUGAAAUACGUAUAAAGUAGCAAACCUUAACCUAAUCAUGCUCUCGGAAGUUGAUGUAUUUAUUAGUAAUUAUACGCUUGUCGAUCCUGAGGUUUAUCAACUUUGGGUUGAUGGUUAUUCAUCCAGCGAUGCAGUUAGCAUUUUGCAGCAAAGAGGAAUUUGUCAACAAACAAAUGCACCAGUUGAAUUGGUUGCUUCAGAUAUUUUGGACCAUUAUCGUACUUAUUCACUUCUUGAGAAGCUAUUGCAUUCACCAACUAAACUUGCUAGCGAACAGUUAGCAUUUCAAAUUGAACCACAAACUAGUCAAAUGUUAAUUGAAAUGUAUUAUGAAUUUAAUGAUAAUGUAGCUAGAGAACUCGUUGGUAAAAAACUUACUUCGAAAAAUAGAAAAGAUAUAGAAGAAGUUGGAGAAAAGACUGGAGUUAGUUUAAAGAGUUGUCGUAGACAAUUUGACAAUGUAAAAAGAGUAUUUAAAGCUGUAGAGGACCUACCUGGUUCGUUAGUCACAAAUAUUAAGCAGCAUUUUUUACUUCCCGAAGAAUUAGCUAAGAGAUACGCUGCUGUAGUAUUUAUCAUAUGUCUUCGAUUUGAGAUGAAUAAAAGAAAGUUACAAUUUUUGACUUUCCCUGAUCUAUAUCACUGUGCUAAUUGUAUGAUGUCACUUUGGACGUACCAAUUCACAGGUUCGGAGUAUUUUGAUACAGAUCUUGAUAGAGAAUUUCUUCUUGAAUUACCAGAAUGUAGAAUUCUCUUAGAAAAUGAAAAGCAUCAUAAACAUUUAGUUUGCAUAAAAUUAAAGCCAAUGUUAUUAGAACGAAUAUAUCAAGAAUUAGAUUUAAACUUCAGAACUUAUUCAAGAGCUAUAAUUGGUAUUGCUUGUAAUUUACACCGUACUAGAGAAUUAAGAUUUUUUUUCCUUGAAUUAGUAGAGAGAUGCAUUGAACCAUGGCGUCAAGUCAAUUGGUCACAUACUGAUCUUCGAAAUUUUCUUGGAACAUUUACUCAAUGUGCUCUUGAUAUGGAUGUUUUAAGAGAAAACGAAUUGAGAGAUGCUUUUGAUCGUUAUAUGAAAGUCUUGACAAGUUGUUUGUUGCGUAUGUAUCAUACAUGACUAAAAGAUACGGAUAAAAUAGACGAGGAAAAGGAAACCGUAGAAACCUUAUAAUUUAAAGGAUUAUAAUAAAUAAUUAAAUAUAAUACUUAAGAUAUGUAUAUUACAAUUUAUUCUUUUCUUUAAUAAAUAAUUAUUAAACAAGUGCAGCAUGAUGUUGCAUUGCGUUGUCCGUUUCGAUAGUUUUAUUCAUUUUUACAACGAUUAUUGAUAAAUGAAAAUAUUCUCACUGUAUUAUUU